Molecule: messenger RNA, 1100 nt
Organism: Brassica rapa (field mustard)
Lineage: Eukaryota; Viridiplantae; Streptophyta; Magnoliopsida; Brassicales; Brassicaceae
Product: lipid transfer-like protein VAS
Biological process (GO): lipid transport
Molecular function (GO): lipid binding
Source: RefSeq, a predicted model, not a curated record
UUUAUAUUUCAUUAUGUUUCUCCGUCCUUGAUCUUUGUCUAAGAUCAAAGUGACUGUUUGUAUUAGUUUUUCAAUAAUAAAAUUUGUCUCCGUUUAUAUCUUAACAAAUGAAAAAAAAUAUUGUUAUGUAUUUUCUGUUCUUCACAAACUCACAUAAAUAAUUAGAUAUGGGCCUUAGAACUCAAAAGACUAUUCACUAAGAUGCAUGAUGGGCUAUGGCUUCACAUAAGUUACUAGUCAUGUUCAUUUUCUUAUGGUAUAGUAGAUUUAUAGGUUGACAUACAACUACUACAUUUGUGAUUUUUGGUGUAUAAUAUUGGUCAUGUAAUCUGGAAUGUUUCAUAUUUUUAUUUGUUCUGGUAACUUACCUUUUGUCGGCCUUCAAAAGAUGGUAGUAGGUUUGAAUAGUGAACCAUGUCUACCUAUCUCAAAAAGCUGGUUACCAAACAUAGUUUUUUUUAAAGUACAUAUAAGUGGUUCCCAUAAGAGGAAAUUAAAGUAGUGAAUAUGGAGAUGAAGUUUUUCUCUUUUUAUGCCAUUGCAACUGCACUUCUAGUUGUAGCCAACUUUGGGAUUAUGCAUACAAGUGGGCAAGGCGUUUCGUGCUUGAACCAGCUUGCUCCAUGCCUCAACUACCUCAAUGGAACCAAGGAUGUGCCAGAAGUUUGCUGUAACCCUCUAAAAUCUGUGAUUAGGAACAAUCCAGAGUGCUUGUGUCGUAUGAUAAGUAACCGUGGGAGUUCAAAGGCUGAACAAGCUGGCAUCAAUGUCAAUGAUGCUCAAAUGUUGCCUGCUCGAUGUGGAGAACACGUCAAUCCCAUUGCCUGCUUGACUCGAUCUCGAGGAUCGACAAACGCAGACCAAAGUUCCUCCACUGGCAACUCCUCUUCUCAGUCCUACUGGAUGACAACAUUAGCUUUUGCAGUGACUCUUUUGUCAUUUAUUCUUCAAAUAAACUGAAGUAUCAGUGUCCAUCACCCUGUUCAUUUUUGUAUCCGUUUGAACAAAUGCUUAUGAGCUAUGAUUAUUGGUCGUUUAUUAAUGUACCGUUUGACGAUUUAUUCCACAUAAACAGUAUAAUUCCAUUUCUAAUAGACUAA